AAUUAUAAACAAUAUGAAAAUAGGUAAAAAUUUAAGCAUAUCGAUUCGAGCACUGUAGUCAGAAACAUGUGUUUAAAGUAUAUUCUAUUGUUAUGGCUUAUUUUGCAGCCAGUUGUGUGCGCUAAGGGGAAAUCCUUUGAUAAUACGACAAGCUGCGAGAAAGCAAAACAACCCAAAUUUAUAAGUUCCUGCUGCAACAUACAGAAAGAUGAUGCAAUCAGCAAGUCCUGUCGCAAGUCCCUGCUAAGUCAGAACAAAACCACAACUAACAAUGGAGAGACUCGUAAUUUAAAAGCAGACAAAGUAGCGCUGCAUGCAUGCAUUGCAGAGUGUGUGUUUAAGCAGAAUGGUUAUUUGCUGACCAACGGAUCGAUUAAUCUGCCAGUUGUGCAAAGUAGCCUACAACAACGGUAUCGAAGUGAUCCCGCCUUGGCGCAGCUCAUUAUCAAGAGCCUAAAUACAUGCCUGGACUCGGCUCAAAACCGUGCCAAGCAAUUCGAAUGGCUGCACACGAAGGAUCAGUGUGACUAUUAUCCGGCUACUUUGCUCGCCUGCACCAUGGAACAAGUCUAUAUUAAUUGUCCAGCUUCGAAGUGGAAGAACACUAAUAACUGUGUAGCGAUGCAGAAAUUUUUGGUGGCUUGUGAUUCACGAAAAUAAAUGAACCACGAAUAUAUCUCACAUAUCAGAGAACAGCAAUUUAAGUUUC
Molecule: messenger RNA, 709 nt
Organism: Drosophila albomicans
Lineage: Eukaryota; Metazoa; Arthropoda; Insecta; Diptera; Drosophilidae
Gene: Obp93a
Exons: 4
Coding region: 67-660 (197 amino acids)
Molecular function (GO): odorant binding
Source: RefSeq, a predicted model, not a curated record